AUGAUUUGUGAUAUGCCAUACCUCAGCUUGUGUACAAUUCGAAGUUUUGUUCAUGAAACUAGCAUUACCAGUUAG
Molecule: messenger RNA, 75 nt
Organism: Spirodela intermedia
Lineage: Eukaryota; Viridiplantae; Streptophyta; Magnoliopsida; Alismatales; Araceae
Source: the annotation of a GenBank genome assembly